Molecule: messenger RNA, 756 nt
Organism: Desarmillaria tabescens
Lineage: Eukaryota; Fungi; Basidiomycota; Agaricomycetes; Agaricales; Physalacriaceae
Exons: 9
Coding region: 1-756 (251 amino acids)
Source: RefSeq, a predicted model, not a curated record
AUGACUGGCAAGUUAUUCCAGGAAACGACUAUGUAUAAUCCACUUUAUCCUUAUCCUUGCAUUCGCCAUUUUACCUUUCUGAGACAGGAGAUCUCAAGGCAUCCAUCUUACCAACAGUUCUUAAACAUUGGAAAGGAGCACCAGGGAGUUAACCAUGCCAAUAUCAGGAGCUGCUCCACAGUUGGAAAUAAUGUUCAAAAGGCGGUCGUCGAUGGAUAUCCUGUUCAGCAAGCCAUAGCCACAGAUUUGUAUCCAGAAUUCUGGGAUCUUGGACACAAGCUCUUCAAGAGCAUUCCAGAAAGCAUUCUGGCACUAUUCAUACCUGCGGACAUAUUCGAGCUGAAGGAUUUGGUCAAGCAACCCAUAGUCUCCAACCCCAAGCUCUCAAAAGUCCAAUCUUCCACCGAACUUUCUGGGAAUAUCUCUGCUAUUCAUGAGCUUGAGCUCACUGAGAUCAUGGCAGGCCUGUUGUCCUCUACUCCUGGGUCGAUGAUUUUCAGUUCUCAUAGAGGUAAUCUUGUCAGGGAAUGGUACUAUACACCCUUGCUGUGGCAGCUUGUCUCCCCCUCCAUCCCUUGGCCACCAUUUUUCGUGACUGUGCUUCAUGCUAAAGGCCUUCCCCCUCAUGCCAUUGGUGUUACCUCCCUGACUGCCACUGCCAUUGUCAUCCUGCAUAUUGAGAGAAAGAAGUGGAAAAAGAAGUGGCACAGCCACUCGAUCACUCUGCGGUUUCAUGGACUGGAGCGAUUGAUAUAG